Abrus precatorius (Indian licorice) is the source of this 1352-nucleotide messenger RNA. Its product is annotated as TVP38/TMEM64 family membrane protein slr0305-like. The record is from RefSeq and is a predicted model, not a curated record. NCBI's taxonomy places the organism in Eukaryota, Viridiplantae, Streptophyta, Magnoliopsida, Fabales, Fabaceae. The transcript has 9 exons. The coding region runs from base 308 to 1132 and encodes 274 amino acids. Gene Ontology annotation, cellular component: membrane.
AAUCCAAAAAUAAAAAAUAAAAAAAUAAAAAGAAAGAAAUUGUUGCGAACGAAAAACACUUGAGAUUGAGAGAGAAAGAUACAAGAAUAGGCAAAAGCAAAACGAACGAUCGUGAUCUGAAUCUGUGUGUUAGAUGGCCUAAAAAUUGGGUACAUUUUGGUUGCUUACAUUGAAGGAAAGAAAGAAGGAAAAAGCUUCAAAUCUGGCAAAUCUCGUGGGAUUGAGGGCUCGAUCUUCGUUGAAGCAACCUUCUCCUGAUUUCAACGACGACGACGAGGAGUGUAGGCCUUGGCGUCGCAGAUUAACAAUGGCUUUCUCCUGGGCCUCUGCCCUCAGGAUCACCCUUCUCCUUCUUCUUCUCGCCGCUGUUGUUACCGCUUGUUUCACUCUCCCUGUUGAAAAGAUAAUGAAGGACUUCUUACUUUGGGUUGAUCGUGAUCUUGGGCCGUGGGGUCCUGUUGUUCUGGCUGUUGCUUACAUUCCUUUGACUGUCUUGGCUGUUCCAGCUUCAGUACUUACUCUUGGUGGUGGUUAUCUUUUUGGGCUUCCAGUGGGCUUUGUUGCUGACUCUAUUGGUGCAACUGUUGGUGCUGGAGCAGCAUUUCUUCUUGGUAGAACAAUUGGGAGAUCAUUUGUUGUUUCUAGGUUGAAGGAUUAUCCACAAUUUAGAUCAGUUGCAAUUGCAAUUCGGAGAUCUGGAUUUAAGAUUGUUUUACUGCUUCGGCUCGUUCCACUACUGCCAUUUAAUAUGUUAAAUUAUCUCUUGUCGGUGACUCCUGUUUCAGUCGGGGAAUACAUGCUGGCUUCCUGGUUAGGAAUGAUGCCAAUUACAUUGGGACUUGUAUAUGUUGGAACAACUCUUAAAGAUCUUUCUGAUGUGACACAUGGAUGGGGCGAAUUUUCAAAGACUCGUUGGGCAUUUAUCAUUUUUGGCCUCGUAAUAUCUGUGAUUCUGAUGAUAUGUGUUACUAAAGUUGCCAAGUCUGCUUUAGAUAAAGCCUUGGCCGAAAAUGAAGAGUUUGAUGGGAUUACAUCUCCACCAGAGUUACCAAUUGUUGCUGAACCAUCAGCAGAUCUCAACCAACCUCUCAUAAUUAAGAUAGAUUCUGCUGAAGACAAUCAUGAAAAGUAAAAUCCUUUUUGUGUAAAUUCUUUCUCUACCCUACCUUCUAAAGGCUAUGCUUUUUAUUUAAAGUUUAAGCAGUAGCUGCCUGCUUCUAUUGAUUUGUGAUUUGUACAGUUUCAACAAUAUAUAUAUAGUCUGUGACAGGAGAGUUUAGUCCUACAAUCAAGAUGACAUUAUUGACUAUGUAUCUUUUUGUCAACAGCAGAAGAUUUCAUUUUAUGAACCA